Molecule: messenger RNA, 456 nt
Organism: Microthlaspi erraticum
Lineage: Eukaryota; Viridiplantae; Streptophyta; Magnoliopsida; Brassicales; Brassicaceae
Source: the annotation of a GenBank genome assembly
AUGGUAACAGAUAAAAAGUCCAUAUAUUGUCUACAGUUAUGGUCAUGUAUAUGCUGCUGCAGAAGCAACAAUAACAAGUCUCAAGCACGAAGUCAACACGGUUCCAGAGGAAAGGUCCAUUCAGUAACAAGAAUAGAGAAAUGGGAAGAAAAGAUCACAGAAGCUAACAACAAUGGCAAGAUUCUCGUGGUGUAUUUCAGUGCGCCGUGGUGUGUGCCUUGUAAAAAGAUAGAACCAGUAUUCAGAGAACUUGCUUCUAAAUACCCUUCAAUGAUAUUUGUAACCAUUGAUGUCGAAGAACUCGCUGAGUUUAGUAAUGAAUGGAAUGUGGAAGCGACACCAACUGUAGUGUUCCUUAAAGAUGGGAGACAAAUUGAUAAACUUGUUGGUGCUGAAACCUCAGAGCUUCAGAAGAAAACAGCUGCAGCUGCAGAUCUCAUUCCCAGAAAACCGUAA